GUUGUAAUUCUCUCCUUGUGCAUACAGCUUGACCAAACAGAGGCAAAGUGACAAUGUUCAGACGGUGCGCCCGCCCUGUCCUCCUUUCCGUGUCAGAGAAAACCCUUCCUAAUAAAAAAAAACACUUCCUCACACUGCGCGGCUCUGCUGCUGCUGCGGUCAGAUGAAAACCGAACAGUACCCGGUUAACUCCUAUCCUACAUUUUUCGGUGCCGUCACUCCAAAAAACCCGGAUAUGUUUCUUCUGCGGGGAGAAAAGUCGAAGCAGCAGAGGAGCACAUCAUGAGAGGCGCGGCGGGGUCGCACGAUAUACGGACCAGAGAGGAGACACUGUUUUUUCCCAGAGUUUCUCAGGGCUCGGGAGGGAGGGCACGACAUACAGGCAUCAUGAGCGGAGUGAAAGUUGAUGAAGAGGAGAGAAGAGAUGGUUAAGCUUUCAUCCCAUGCAUCUGCUCAACAGCUCCACACCGCGACUUACUAUCAGACCGGCUGCUCCUGAAGCAGAGGUGCACCCGUGGCUGGAGUUAAAGGCAAGGGGCUCCGGAGAUGCCGCUCCCCCAGGGCAUGCUGCUCUGUCUGGGUAUACUCCUGAUGACUGCUGGGGGGGUCUUGGCCGUGUGCGUAGGGCCGUUUGUAGUCGGGCUGUUCCUGGGCCUGGUGGGCUUGGGUCUGCUGGUCAGUGGAAUCUGCUUGGCCAUGAAGAAUCUCCAGGUGGCAGUGCCAGGACACUUCCUCCUGCACCCCCGCACAGGCACACGCUUCAGCCCACAGCAGGCCCUGGCUAUACAAAGGAGGUUGGACCGAAUUCGUCGUGAGAUGUCCGAGGACUCUGUCAGCAGGAGACCGGAGCCUGAACCCCCCCUCCCAUCCACCCCACCACCCUGGACUAUGGAGCCGCCUCCAUCCUAUGACACAGUGAUGAAGAGCCAGGAGCACAGUGAGCAGCUUUAACCUCUCACCCUGGUGGACAUACAUUUUGUGUCAUUGCCUUUUGUCUUCGGUUCUCAGUGAGAACCCUGAAUGAACAGUCGGUGCUAGCAAUGAACUCGCUCCAAGGGGCCUCUUCUGUGCCUCAAGACAGCUGCCGUGAACCCAAACACAAGCCAGGAAACAGGAAGAGACUGCAGCUGGUUAAAGACUUCAUAUUUGUACAGAGUGAGCCCCAGUGCGGCCUCUGUGUCUACUAAAAGUGUGUGGAAUUGAAAUGAUCACUACAACAGCUUCAAUUUGUGCACUAAGGACCAUCGUUAUGUAACUUUCACAACAAAGCUGAGGGAUUCAUGUCAACAGCUUGGCUGCAAGCCUCCUGUAGACACUUAUUCAGGAUAUUUUAUUGGCCUGCUUGAAUGUAUGUGACCUACUACUGUGGCUGAAUGACACUCUUUUCCAGAACUUGUCUCACAGGUACACAGCUUCUCUUUGUAUCUGCACUCUUUCAUGUUAUACAUUUAGAUUCAUUGACAGCUUACCCCAAUCUAAAGUGCCUUAACCAGUGACACUAGCAUGUCAACAGUAGUGUUGUUUAUCUUUAAGCAUUGUAUCCCGUGUUUGCAGAAUGUGCAUUGUUAAUUCUGUGUUGUGAUGUUACUAUAAACUUGAGUUGAUAAAUAGCUACAGAGCUCUCUGUGGGUCGCAGUUAAAAA
Molecule: messenger RNA, 1643 nt
Organism: Micropterus dolomieu (smallmouth bass)
Lineage: Eukaryota; Metazoa; Chordata; Actinopteri; Centrarchiformes; Centrarchidae
Exons: 3
Coding region: 547-951 (134 amino acids)
Source: RefSeq, a predicted model, not a curated record